Cryptomeria japonica (Japanese cedar) is the source of this 765-nucleotide messenger RNA. Its product is annotated as secreted RxLR effector protein 161-like. Lineage: Eukaryota; Viridiplantae; Streptophyta; Pinopsida; Cupressales; Cupressaceae. The coding region runs from base 1 to 765 and encodes 254 amino acids. The record is from RefSeq and is a predicted model, not a curated record. The transcript has a single exon.
AUGGAUAAUUGUAAUCCUGUUGGCACACCCAUGGAAACCGGAUGUAAGUUGAUAAAAUCUGAUGAAUCUCCUCUUGUUGAUCAAAGAGAGUAUCAGUCUAUGAUAGGCAGUCUUUUAUAUCUUACUGCUUCUAGACCUGAUCUAAUGCACUCUGUUUGUCAAGUUGCUAGAUAUCAAGCAAGUCCUCACCAAUCUCAUCUCAAUGUUGUUCAUCGUAUCUUUAAAUACAUACAGGGUACUUUGGAUUAUGGUUUGUGGUAUCCAAAAAAUGAUGAUUUUAAUCUACUUGGUUAUACAGAUGCUGAUUGGGGUGGCUGUAAAGAUGAUCAGCGAAGUACUAGUGGUGCUGCAUUUUUCUUAGGUGAUUGGUUAGUUGCUUGGAACAGUAAAAAACAAGACUGUGUUACAAUUUCUACUGCUGAGUCUGAAAUUAUUGCUGCCACCGCAUGUUGUACUCAAUUACUUUGGAUGUCAUAUCAUCUUUCAGAUUUGUGUAUUACGGUUCCUAAACCGAUGAAGAUUCUUUGUGAUAAUAUUAGUGCUAUACAGAUUUCCAAAAAUCCUGUUAUGCAUUCUCGAACUAAACAUGUGGCUAUCAAAUUGCAGUUUAUUCGUGAACAAGUGUCCUCCAAUGAAGUCAUCCUUAUUCAUGUGCCUUCUAAAUUGCAAGUUGCAGAUAUUUUUACCAAAGCACUACCACGAGCCUUGUUUGAACAACUCCGCACUCGAUUGGGAGUUAUCUCUCAAUCUCUGCUGGCUCAAUAA